GGAAGUUCAUCACGAUUGCCUACUACGUCCCCCGAUAAGGGUUAUUAAUUCGCGGUUAACUUGAUAAAAAAUUAAUAACUAUGUUUUGGUUAAGUGAAUUAAUGCAAGUGAAUGUGAAAUUGAUAAAAAAUAUCAUGUGGAAUAUAAAUAUAUUGAGAAAAAACCAUAAAUCCAUUUCUAUCCUAUGGAAAUAUAAAAUUCUUCAUCAGUGGUCCCACUCAACAAUUUCAGUUAUUUAAACGUGAAUUUAGUGGUACCACAUAAUUUUCUAUGCCUAUUUACUGCUGCCGGGGUUGUCACAACGUCACUUUUGUGAUCUUCGAAAAUUAAACAUGGCGUCCGACGGAGUUGUUUAUUUGCGAAAAAGUGAACGGUAAUACCUUAUUAUCUCUAUCUGCGCAACUGUCCUGCUUGCUCUUCGAAUCCGAAGUACUGCUGUCAAAAAUAAAGAAGGAAAAAAAAUUGAAAACUAGAAAAUCCACGCCAUAUUUUAUUUCCUCCAUCAGAAUAAUUUUUUGUUACACCAAAUGAAAGUGUUUUAUUUUCAAAAGAGUUACAAUUAGUAAAUUAUCAAUUUGUUCAUUUGGCAGCGACGGAAAUUGUUCUUAAUAAUAAUUGAAAAGUGGCCGGUCGUAGGUAGCUCCAUCUAGCAGCAAAGAUGACACAGUACUAUCAAAUUGUACAAAACAUUGACGAACUGAAACGUCUCUAUCCGGACUUGAAUAUGGAAAGUAUGCAAGUUGUUCAGGUCACAGGAGACGAUGCCAAUACUCAGUCACGUCCUCAGGUUGUUUAUCAAACUGGAAAUCAAAAUACACAGCAGCAACCACAGCAACAACAGACAACACAGUACAUCUUGCAGGACGAUUCAGUUCACCAUCAACAACAGCAACAUCAACAACAACAGCAGCAGCAACAACAACAGCAACAUACCCAGCAGCAGCAUGUCUAUCAGCAAGUUCAGCAGGAACAGCGUCAUCAAAUACAACAGCAUCAUCAACCACAUCAGCAACAACAACAGUCAUUGUAUUAUACAUCCGAAAUGCAUCCCGGCAAUGCUGUCGUCCAGCAUUCGGCUCCCCAGCAACAGCAACAACAUCAACAACAGCAGCAACACCAACAACAGCAGCAGCAACAACAUGCCCAGCCCCAGCAAACACAUGCAGCUGCACAACCAACUCAGCAGAUUCUCUAUCGAAUGCCGGUAGCCCAGCAACAAGCAACCCAACAAACACAGCAGCUCCUAAAUAAUACUCAUGUAAUUGUGCAGCAAUCCCAACCACAGGUGCUCAUACAAACGACGCCCCAAACAAUUCAUCAGCCCGAAAUGAUUAUGCGCCAACAGAGAAUACUCUUCAAUCCAAGUCGCACUGUUAUGUAUACUCACCAGGCUACGCCUGCCCAAACUCAGAUACAACAGCAGGAUCAACAACAACAACAGCACAUGUUGCAAACCCAAGAAACAGUUCAUCAGCAACACACAAAUACCGUGGCGACGCAACAGCAGCACGUCCAAAUGCAACAGCCCCGUCUGGUGCCCCAUCCCAGACCCAUAGUAUCGGCUACUCAACAGCCCUCACAGAAUGUUAUCUUCCACCAGGUUCCAACUGGUCAGAAUGUAACAAUCCAACAGCCUCAAGGGGUUAUCUCAUCUCAACUUCGAAGUACUAUUCGGGCGAAAAUUCCAAGGGGUGGGAUGGCUCCUCGAGGGAUGGGACCACGUGCCGCCACGCCUAUGGGAACAAGUUCAACUGAAACAGUGAAGAUUCCCAAACCGCGAGCAAAUGCAUCAUCCACCCCGCGUGGGAACAGAGGUGGGAGAACAGUGCGUGGACGUGGUGUGUCCAAUGCAGCUCAACGCAGUGUAUCUGUUUCGUCUGGGCAAAUGUCUGUUGCAAAUUCUAACAAUUCAAAUGUCACAGUCACACUCCCCAAACAAUUAAAUCAAAAUGUCCCACAAACUGCAACAUACAAGAUUCAAACUUGCGACUACAUGGAUUCAAAUCAAAAAUACACAGCCAAUUCCGCUUCAACAAACACUCCAAUUAUGUCGACAACUGGCACUUCAACUUACAGUGGAGCUAACCUGAAAUUUCGAAUUCCUAAGGUAACAGCGGCAACAAACGACAGCCAGAACACGUCAUCAUCGAACACAAGUUCCGGCUAUCAAUCUAAUAGCAUGGACUUGGAGGAUAGUAUUCAAGCAGUAGUGGUGAAAAAGAACCAGGAGCAACCACAAGCUACGAGCAAUGCAGGCGUUCAAAUGGCCACAACCCUUACCACUUAUUACACUGAGAACGAAAGCGAUGAUGCUCGCAUGAUCAAAACCCAGAACGGUACUUGUAUGACUCUGAGCGAGUAUAAGAAGCGUAAUUCAUCGACUCUGAAAGUAGUUCAAGGACAACGACAUCAAACACAAACAACAGCAGCGGCAGCAGCAGCAGCCAACCAAACAAAUGUUGCCCAGAAAUUACAAUUGUCGAAUGCUGGCCAAUCGGCAACGACAUCAUCUCUGACCGGUGUUGCUCGCAUUGCUAUUCAACAGAAGACCGGCAAUAUUCAAGCCCCAGAACAGCAGACCAUGACCUUAUCGUCAAGUGUGCAGAAAACAUCGCACAACAACUACGAGAUUCAAACUCAACAUGUCAUUCAAAACCGAAGUAUUCAGCAAGUUCAAAACUAUUCUGAGAAAGACCGGAAUAGCGCCAAGAUGUUGGUUAUUUUGGCUUCCGGCGAACAGCGUUUGAUCACAUUCACAUUGCCGCGCGAAUCUUGCACUGUUCAGGACUUGCUCGAGCAAGUAGGAGUUCCGUUCGAUGACAAGACAACUAUUCAGUGCGUUGAGAGUCCCGGAGCCAAUAUUGACUUUGUUGUAACCGUGGGCUUCUCAGUCCAGGAAUCGGCUAGCGAACUUAUUUCCAAAGCCGAAGAAAGCAUCCAAAUGAGUCGGCAACAAGAGAGUGCCGCUUCUGCUGCCCUGCAAGCCCCCCAACAGGUUUUGAACACAAUCCAACGACCCAUGCAAGGAAUUGCCGCAGCUAGUACUUCAGCCCAGGCAGUUGUGGCUACGACAAGCUCCGAUGACACCAACAAGGAUCUGGCAAACAAAUCAAGUGAAGAAAUCCAGCGGAAGGUUAUUCAAGGAUUCCUUGCUGUGUGCCAGUAUUGCGGUUUCUGUGGAUACGAUCAUGCUAAAUGUGAACGUUGCAAGAGAGUAUUUGUUGAGGAUCCUAAGCGAAUGCCAUGUCAAAAGACAGCCGCGGCAGCAGCAGCAGCCAGCGCAGCCGCAGCAGCAACUGCUGCAGCUGCAAAUGCUGCUAAAGCUGAAGAAGAAAAGAAGCGAACUGCUCCGCCAGAAAUAUUGAAUCGCGCACAAACAAAAGCACUCGCUGCAUUAUCAGUCACCCCAACUCGAGGCGGUAGAAAUGCACCCACAUCGAGAGGACGCACCCGAAGUGGUCGUAGUAAACCAGCCGAAAGUGAGCCUGUUAUAUUGACUCUAAGUAGUGACGAUGAAGGUGAUGAUGAACAAUCCAAUAAGUCUGCACAUAAAGUUCCUGUUGUUAACACUGCUGCAGCUGCAGGAAAACCAUUUGCUUUUGAACCAGAUGUAUCUGCUGUUGAUGAAUCUCGUGUUUAUGCCGAAUUCCGUCGCGACAAUGUGGCAGACUCAGAAAAUGCAAUGGACAGUCUGUACACAUCAUUCACAUGCAAACUCAUUCGCAUUGGAACCCACCGUUUUGAAUCAAAAGAUGCUGUAAUAUUUACAAAGAAGGGGAUUCGUAUCUUUGCACCAAACUGCAGCAAUCUGACGGAUAUCGUUGCAUUAGAUAUUUACAAGCAAGAAAUUGUAAAGAUUGUUGCAUUUUUCUCAAAAUCUUUUUCUGUAAUGUUUAUCUAUACAAUGCGCAAAUGUUCCGAGUACAUAAGGGAAAGUCUUGAGAUGAAGCCUAAAAACACUGCACUCGAAACUCCUUACUUUAAUUCAGCUGAAAAGGGUGAUACGUAUAAUAAAAUAAUUUUACAAAUAGAAACAAUUUCGGAAGAAUCAAUUAAUGUUAUAAGGUCGAUUUAUAAGAGUAUUACUUUGGAGGAAAUUCAAUUCCAGGAUGCAAAUGAACUUCUGCUUCGAGCUGCUGCAAAAGAUAAAUAUGUUGUUAAUGCCAAUUCAAAUGAAAUUCGACUCGAUCCAAAUGAUAUUCGGCAAAUAUUAAUCUAUCCACCUGGCAAAGGCGGUAUUUCAAUAAAUACCGAGGAUUACAUGUGUCUAGCUACAGAUCAAUAUCUCAACGAUGUUAUUAUAGAUUUCUAUUUAAAAUGGUUACAUCAAAAUAUUGUCCCCGAGAAGAGUCGACAACGUACGUACAUCUUUAGCAGUUUCUUUUACAAACGUCUGACAACAAUGUCCACACGGCCGCGAGCACAAAGUGCAAAAGAUGUAAAACAAACGGCAGCUCAAAAGCGUCAUGCUCGCGUUGCUAAUUGGACAAAAAAUGUAAAUUUAUUUGACAAGGAUUACAUUAUAAUUCCCAUAAAUGAGCUGUCCCAUUGGUUUUUGGCGAUAAUUUGUUUCCCUAUGCUCAAGGGGCCGGUAACCUUUGACACAAAUGAACCGAUUACUGCGCAACAAAUGACAAAAAAGAAAAAAGGUUCAGAAAAAAAGGUGUCUCUUCAAAUUGGCAAUACAACAAUAACGCCGCUAUCAAAAAGAGACGAAACCGUAUGUUUGGGAGAAGAAGACAGCGAACGUGAUGAAGCCGAAGGCGACGAUAGUGAUUUAGCAUCCGAUGAUAGUGAUUUUGAGACUCCGAGUGCCAAUGGCUCACAGCGUCAAGCAAUAAAACAACCAGUUAUUUUAAUAUUUGACUCACUGGCGGGAGCAUCGAGAAGCCGAGUAGUAGCCACAUUACGCGAUUAUCUCACCUGCGAAUAUCAAGCCAAGGUUCAAGAUAGUCAGAAUCACUCCUACACUAAAAUUAACAUGCCCGGAAACUGCGUGAAGGUGCCACAACAAAAUAACUUUACAGAUUGUGGUCUCUAUCUGCUGCAGUAUGUUGAGCAGUUCUUUACCGACCCAAUUCGUGAUUACACAAUUCCCAUAAAGCAACUUGUCAAUUGGUUCGAUACAAUUGUUGUGACUAGAAAAAGAGAAGAGAUUUCAAAUUUAUUGGCUGAGUUAAUCCACGAAUACAAUCCUAGUCAGUUGCCGCUACCCAAAAUUCCCUUUCCCACGCUAAAUGGAGAACUUAUUGAUAGACCAGACGAAAGUUUUAGCGAAGAUCAGGUGGAAUUUGAAGAGGAAGAGAUGGAGGAAGAUGGCUUAGAAGAGGAUGACACAGCUGAAACAGAAUCAUCACCAGAAGAGCCCACAUCACGAGCAGAUAAAAAUAAUUCAAAUAUUGGAAGUUCGUCUUUGUCGCUAGCAACACUGCCAUCUCUUGGAAGAAAAAUAGUACUAAAGCGCAGUUUUUCCGGAACUGGCAUAACAGUAAAUGUGCGGAAAACUCCCAAGCUUGACCCAUAAAAACAACUAGCACGUUAUUAUGAUUAUUAUUAUUAUUCGUCGACUAUUAUAAUUAUUAUUAUUUUUAUAAACUAUCACAUAGGAGUAGAUUGCAGAGCGAUUCCUAUUUAAAUGUCUCUUUGCUGUCGUUGUAAAUAAAUUUAUAUAAAAAAAAAAACAAAAUAUUGAAUUAUUAAGUAAAAAAAAAAACAGAACAAAAUAAAACAAAAAAUGCUAACAAUUGAAUCUUUGCGAUUGUAAAACUAUCCAUUAAUUUUUGUUAGAAAUUUUAUUUUCUUUUUUAUCCUACAAGAUUUAGAAAUAAUAAAUUUAAAUAAAAAUUAAAAUCUAAAAAAAAUAAA
Eupeodes corollae is the source of this 5865-nucleotide messenger RNA. RefSeq lists its product as uncharacterized. Lineage: Eukaryota; Metazoa; Arthropoda; Insecta; Diptera; Syrphidae. Gene Ontology annotation, molecular function: SUMO-specific endopeptidase activity. The record is from RefSeq and is a predicted model, not a curated record. The transcript has 13 exons. Gene Ontology annotation, biological process: protein desumoylation. The coding region runs from base 659 to 5524 and encodes 1621 amino acids. Gene Ontology annotation, cellular component: nucleus; cytoplasm.